GGUCCAUAUAUGAAACGUGUUAUUUAGAUGUUCGGGCGUUGAUGAAUUGAAUAAUUAGAAAACCAAGCACUCAGCAUCCACAAACAACACAUAUCGGGCAAAAGAUUAACCAUGAAGACCACAAUAGCUGCAGCUUUGCUCCUCUCUCUCUUUGCAAUACAAUCUGAUUUCUUUGGGGUAGCCAACGCCACAAAUAAGCCCGUGCUUGACACCGACGGCGAAGAGCUUCGCACGGGUGUUGAAUACUACGUUGUGUCAGCAUUAUGGGCUGCUGGUGGUGGCGGGCUAGCUCUGGGCAGGUCUAGAAAUCAAAGCUGCCCAGAUAUCGUUGUUCAAAGACGAUCUGAACUUGACUAUGGUAUUCCGGUGAUAGUUUCACCAGUCAAACCCAACGAUGUUUUUAUCCGCGUAUCCACUGAUCUAAUCAUAGAGUUCGUUCCCCUUAGAGACAGCCUCUGCUUGACAACAGCUGUGUGGAAGCUUGACGACUAUGACCAGUCGACAGGAAAAUGGUGGGUGAUAGCCGGUAGGGUUGCAGGUGAUGCUGGUCCUCACACUUUUCCUAAUUGGUUUAAGAUUGAGAAGAAUGGAGUUUUCGGUUACAAAUUUACUUACUGCCCUUCAGUCUGUGAUUCAUGCACAACUCUAUGUAGCGAUAUUGGAAGAUAUGAAGACAAUGGACAAAUACGGCUGGGUCUCAGUGACCAAGGAUGGCCCUUUGUAUUUACAAAAGCAACAAGGGCGAUAAAACAAGUUGUUGGGAAGCAGUAGCUCUAAGUUUAUUAUGAAAUUAUUCAAAGUAGCAGUUCUUGCUGUUAGCUUUGAAUAAAUAAAGUUAAAAGUGUGUGCAUCCUAGAAAGCUGGUUGUAAUGCAUAGUUGGAUGUUUUUGUUAAGGUUGCCUUUGUUUGAGACUGGAUAUGUCCUCACUGGGUCUAUCUUCACAACCUCUUUCCAACCUUAUGAAUAAACAAUUUGCAUCUUGGCUGAGCAAUAUGGAGUAUAUAUUUGAUAAGCUGACUUA
Molecule: messenger RNA, 1022 nt
Organism: Theobroma cacao (cacao)
Lineage: Eukaryota; Viridiplantae; Streptophyta; Magnoliopsida; Malvales; Malvaceae
Product: 21 kDa seed protein-like
Molecular function (GO): endopeptidase inhibitor activity
Source: RefSeq, a predicted model, not a curated record